Messenger RNA from Toxotes jaculatrix (banded archerfish), 5221 nucleotides. It is a transcript of the gene trpc4apa, whose product is annotated as transient receptor potential cation channel, subfamily C, member 4 associated protein a. Lineage: Eukaryota; Metazoa; Chordata; Actinopteri; Toxotidae. The record is from RefSeq and is a predicted model, not a curated record. Gene Ontology annotation, molecular function: phosphatase binding. Gene Ontology annotation, biological process: ubiquitin-dependent protein catabolic process. Gene Ontology annotation, cellular component: Cul4A-RING E3 ubiquitin ligase complex.
AUGCCGCUUAAUUAUCUCCAAUAAUUCAUCAAAGCCUCCACUUCCUGCCCGAACAGUUCAGUUCAGGAAGAAGAAAUAAUGGCGACGCUUCUGGGGUCCGAGUCCCCUUGUACUGGAGGAAAACGAAGAAAUUGCAACAGCAAUAUUGUCACAAAGUUCACGGCCAGUAAAAUUACCGGCCAGGGUUUCAGUCGCGGCACACAGCUCCCAGGAGGCCUUCUCCAGGAGAGAGAUAAACGGGCCAAGUGGAAUGGCAUCCCUACUCUGCUGCAGAAGCUCUAUGAGAGCAGCCAUCCCAACAGUGACCUCUCCCAUGCCCACAACGUUCUUAAGGUAUUAUCAUCCCAGCUCUCUAUGGAGGCCAUGUCUUUUGUCACGGAGGACAGGAAGACCGCUCAGGAAUCCACCUUCCCCAACACGUACACCUUUGACCUCUUUGGUGGAGUCGAUCUGCUUGUGGAGAUCUUGAUGAGACCCACACUAACUAUGCAGAAGAAAAAACCCAAAAUGAAUGAUGACUUGGUCAAGGACUGCCUUAGUGUUCUCUACAACUGUUGUAUAUGUACGGAGGGGGUCACAAAGAGCCUGGCAGCGAGAGAUGAUUUUGUUCUGUUUCUCUUCACCCUGAUGACAAACAAGAAGACCUUCCUACAGACUGCUACUCUAAUUGAAGAUAUUCUUGGAGUCAAAAAGGAGAUGAUCCAGUUAGAAGGCAUCCCCAACCUGUCAGGCCUGGUCCAAAGCUUUGACCAGCAACAGCUGGCCAACUUCUGCCGCAUCCUGUCUGUCACCAUCUCAGAACCCGAUGUAGGAAACGAUGACAAGCACACCCUGCUGGCCAAAAAUGCCCAGCAGAAACGCAAUGCUAGCCCGUCACGGGCGGAGGUCAACCAGGUAACCCUCCUGAACAUCCCUGGGUUCAUUGAGCGGCUGUGUAAGCUGGCUACUAGAAAGGUGUCUGAGGCCACAGGAGCUAACUUCCUGCAGGAGCUGGAGGACUGGUACACAUGGCUGGACAAUGCUCUGGUGCUAGACGCCCUUAUGCAGAUGGCUACUGAGGAGGCUGAGCAAAGUAGUACAGAGUCAUCAGAUGAGAGUUCCCUGGCCACCAGCCCCCUGAGACAUCGACUUCCCCAGUCCAUGAAGAUUGUCCAUGAGAUCAUGUAUAAAGUGGAAGUGCUCUAUGUGCUAUGUGUCCUUCUCAUGGGCCGACAAAGGAACCAGGUCCACAAGAUGCUGGCUGAGUUUCGUCUCAUCCCAGGGCUCAAUAACCUGUUUGACAAGCUGAUCUGGAGGAAGUACACUGCUUCAAAUCAUGUGGUGCACGGCCAGAAUGAGAACUGCGACUGUAGUCCAGAGAUAUCCUUCAAAAUCCAGUUUUUGCGGCUACUCCAGAGUUUCAGUGAUCAUCAUGAGAACAAGUACCUCCUGCUGAAUAGCCAGGAGCUGAAUGAACUGAGUGCCAUAUCCAUGAAGGCUAACAUCCCCGAGGUGGAAGCUCUUGUCAACACAGACAGAAGCCUAGUGUGUGAUGGGAAGAAGGGCCUCCUCACGCGCCUCCUCGCUGUCAUGAAGAGGGAACCUCCAGACUCGUCCUUCAGAUUCUGGCAGGCGAGGGCAGUGGAAAGUUUUCUCAGAGGAGCCACCUCCUAUGCAGACCAAAUGUUCCUCCUGAAGAGGGGACUACUAGAGCACAUCUUGUUCUGCAUCAUAGAUAGUGGCUGUACGUCACGAGAUGUCCUACAGAGCUACUUUGAUCUGCUGGGAGAGCUCAUGAAGUUCAACAUCGAUGCCUUCAAAAGAUUCAACAAAUAUGUCAACACACCAGAGAAGUUUCAGACCUUCCUGACACAGAUCAACAGCUCUCUGGUGGACUCUAACAUGCUGGUGCGCUGCAUCGUUCUUUCAUUGGACCGCUUUGAGAGCCAGACUGAAGAUGUCAAAGUGGUGGAGGUACUUUCUGAGUGCUGCCUUCUGUCCUACAUGGCCAGAGUGGAGAACAGGCUUUCCUUCCUUUUCCGACUGAUCAACAUCAUCAACGUACAGACUCUCACUCAGGAGAAUGUGAGCUGUUUAAACACCAGUUUGGUGAUCUUGAUGCUGGCCAGAAGAAAGGCUAAACUGCCCUUCUACCUCAACGCCCUGCGGGAGAAGGAGUACGCUGAGAAGUACCCGGGCUGCCUGCUCAACAACUUCCACAACCUACUGCGCUUCUGGCAGCGCCACUACCUCAACAAGGACAAAGAUAGCACCUGUCUGGAGAAUAGCUCCUGUAUUCCCUUCAGCUACUGGAAGGAGACGGUGUCAGUUCUGCUGGGCUCAGACAGGACUUCUCUCUGUGCCAUAGCGAGCUACAUUGAUGAGCCCUUCAUGGAUCUGGACAGAGACCUGCUGGAAGAUUGACCUCCAGCGUGUGCACUGACUACGCUGGGUGUGGGGGGUGGGGUGGGACAGGGCAGAGGGUCACAAGGAGCAUGGACACCUAAAGCUGGUGAUGACUCCACAGAGCUGAGCCAUCCAGACGCUUUGUGACUGCGUCUCUGGAUGUAAAGACUCACCUGUUCACUGUUUGUUCCUACGCAUGGAGGCUGUCAUCACAGAUGCGAGGGGACGUAAUCUGCCCGGGUGGCGUCUUCUCGCUGAGUUACUGCUCUUCUUCAGAGGAAACCUGUAUGCCCAUCCCAGUUUGCCCCACAUCAUAUAACAGACAAUUGAGGGACCUUGGGAAAUGACACCUGCAUUGGUUGUUUGCUUUAGGUGAAAUUCAGAUAGAGCCUUUUAUAUAACCUAUACAAAAUUCUAUGAAAAAAAUAUGUAUGAACCAACAAAUUAUAUGUUAGGAAAAAAGAUUCUUUUCACACAGACUUGGUUUGGAAAUGGCCACAGAUUAAACUGUCAGGAGUCAUCCGCCUCAACCUCCCACUACCUACACACACGCUGUCGACUCAGUGCCACUCCCCUUUCUGACCUUUGGGGGGAGAAACUGGGGUAACUGGUGAAGUUGGGAGUUUUUGCUGGGGUCUUCUCAAUGAACUGCACUUUCAUUUAACCUGUCUGUGGGUCUCUUUUAUUAGGUGGCUGUUGUUGAUUGGUGCUUUCUGGCUCUACUCUGAACAUUUAGGUAGCUUGUGAGCCGGCUGACAUGUUUCACAGGUCACACGAGGCUCCUCUCACCUAAAACCAUCCACUCUGUCGUGGCUUCAGAAGCUUCACCCAGGGACUCGUCUCUUUUCCAGGUUAUUUUUUUGCUGAUCUAUUUUUGUCUUGUUGAAAACAAUGGCUUUUAGCUCUGGAUAAACUGUAGAAUAAAACAUUGCACAGACAAAAUUGUUUUUAUUGUUUAUUAUAUUUUAACACCUUUGAUUAAAAACACCUUCAUUUUGUAACAGAAUUUGUAUCCAUGCUCUGAGAGAUGCUUUGGGAAGAGAAUAAACUAUGCAGGUGCUAGUGUUAAGAUACCGCUUUCAUUGUUCCAGUACACACAAAGUUUGUUUUAUGUGAAAUUAGCCUUCAGCCCAACAUUGUCACGAUUGGAUUGAAAGUAGAAACCACUGUCUCUGGUAAAAUCUCAGACUACAGGCUGAGAAUGACAAUCUUUCCAUGUGAUGGCUCUUCUUGCUCGGUGCCACCACUCGAAUUUUUAGUUUGGACUGAGAAGAGAGCAGAAAGCACAGCUGUGUUGAUGAUGUGUCCACGGCCUGAAUGUGCAGUUGUUUUAGUGGAAAUGGAAGGUGUGGAGCUGAACAGAUAUUCGGUGUCCCAAAUUAAACAGGCCGAACCCAAGAUGAGUACAAAUGAAUGAGCUACCUCAUAUUUUAUCCUGAUACCGUACAGAUCAAAUCACUUCUAAUGACAAGUGUACAAUUUUACUCCCAACAUGUUUUCAGUCAUAAUACAUGUUUAUGUGAAUGUAAAAGGGCAUUUCUACAUUUGGCCCGUGAUGCCAUGAGUUACUAGUGCUAUGCCGCCUUGGGAUGCAAACACACACACACACACACACACACGUCCUUUUACACUAUUGAAGCCUUUUUUUAUUUGCUUUGAUGCUAAUUAACCAGAAACAUUUCUUUGUUUUCUAGCUUUCAUUCAGCAUGUCUUAAAUCUCUUGAUGGGUGUGUGCGUACUUUGAAUUAGUUCAUCUUUUGUGCUUUGCAGUGAAGUUAAUGCAAGUACACUUUACAAGUGCUUCUCUCUUACAGAUUCUCAGUUUCUCGCCAGAUGCCCAAGAUAAAUGCUCUGUUUAACAUGAUGUGAUUUGACACAGGGUACUUCUGCAGUGGUGUUACAUUCUUAGUAGUGAUCGUAUGUUACCAUGGAUCUGAAUCCCUCUUAUCACUCCAGUUAUCCACCAUGGGAGUCAAUGAAGCUAUUGCUAUAAAAAAAAAAAAAAAACAUGAAUGUUGUCAGUGCCCUUUUGGAGCAAAUCCAUAAACAAUCCCUGACUUCUGUAGCUUUGUGAUCUGAGUUUCUGGGGGACAGAUCCCUCCAUGAUGCACAAGAGAGCUGAUUCUCAACAGUUCUGUCGUAUGUGGUGUGAUGCUCCUAGUAGGCCUUAGAUUUCAUUCAUUCAUUAGUUUGUAUAGAAAAUGGUGAACUCUUAUCCUCUUGGCCAAUAACAUGCUGCAUAGUGUUUCAUACAACACACUAUUUGACUUUAAUUUUUAGGUCCCUGAUUUUCUAACUUUAUUAACUGUAGAUUUAUGUAUGUAUGUUUAUGUGUGUUCGGCAUGAUGAGAAUAUUAUUAGACACAUGUUCCAGCCAGUUCUAAACUCACAUUGAAAACACACACCAUGUGGUGCUUUUUUUCUUUUUAAUCAAAUAUGAUUGUAUCUCACCUCACCACGGUCAACGGCAUCUGUGGAAAUUUUGUUUAAAAAAACAAUUAUUCAUGGUGUAAAAUCUAAAGCAUUAAUUCAUUUUAGAAAACAAUCCAUAUCUGGGUUUUUUUGCAUUUGCGUUGGCAUUGAAUAAUGCAGAAAGUCUUUCAUGGCUGUGUUAAAAAUUCACUUUUCCACUCUUAUUAAUCUCUUACUAAUCCUGUUUGACCAUCAAACAAACAGAGAAAAGAUUCACAUUUCAGUUUCACAUUUAACUAUAGCCACUUCUGUAACCAGCGUUAACCCUCAUGUUCCUCCUCUAAUGCUGGUACUGAACUUAAUUUUCCUUAUUUAACAACUGUUUGUCAAAUUAAUAAUAUAAUAAAUUCUUCUUUAGACCUUC